AGACUAGCUCUGCCCGUUGUAGUCAAUAUAUGAAUUGCCCAAAGUGCACAGAGUGGGUCUGAGCUCAGAAAGGGCAGACUGUGACUGCGCUCCCGCCGUGAGAAACAUCUGCUUGGAAAGAUUCAACAGUGAUCCUUUUAUAAUCAUUGGCCAUGGCAGGAAAAGGAAGUACCGUGAAGCCUGCUGAAGGAUUUAAUCCAAGUGAAGAUGCCCAGAAAUUGAGAAAAGCCAUGAAAGGACUUGGUACAGAUGAAGAUGCCAUCAUUGAUGUCCUUGCCUACCGUACUGUGUCACAGCGCCAGGAAAUAAAAAUAGCUUAUAAAUCAACCAUUGGUAGGGAUUUGAUCAAAGACUUGAAAUCGGAACUGAGUGGAAAAUUUGAGAGAGUUAUCUUGGGAAUGAUGAUGCCCACUGUGAUGUAUGAUGUGUCUGAGCUGAAAAGAGCCAUGAAGGGUGCUGGCACAGAUGAGGGCUGCUUGAUUGAAAUUUUGGCUUCCCGGACCCCACAGGAGAUCCGAGAAAUCAAUGAGACUUAUAAACGAGAAUAUGGAAAAACUCUUGAAGAAGACAUUCGCUCUGAUACUUCUUUCAUGUUCCAGAGAGUACUUGUGUCUCUUUCAUCGGCGGGGAGAGAUGAAAGAAAUUACCUAGAUGAUGACCUUGUGAAGCAGGAUGCCCAGGCGCUGUAUGAGGCUGGUGAGGCAAGAUGGGGGACCAAUGAGGAUAAAUUCCUAAACGUUCUCUGUGCUAGGAACCGAAAUCACCUACUUCAUGUGUUUGAUGAAUACAAGAGGAUUUGCAAGAAGGAUAUUGAGCAGAGCAUUAAAUCUGAGACAUCUGGCAACUUUGAAAAUGCUUUACUGGCAAUAGUAAAAUGCAUGAGGAAUAAACCUGCAUAUUUUGCUGAAGAGCUUUACAAAUCAAUGAAGGGCUUAGGUACAAAUGAUGACACCCUCAUCAGAAUAAUGGUUUCCCGGGCAGAGAUUGACAUGGUGGACAUAAAGAUGCAAUUCCAGAGGCUCUAUGGAAAAUCUCUAUAUUCUUUCAUCAAGGAUGACACAUCAGGAGAUUAUAGGAAAGUUCUUCUUGUACUCUGUGGAGGUAAUGAUUAAUAUUCAGUCCACACCGGAUUGAAAUGAAUUGGGAGCCACUGGUUGUAUUGUUAUUUGGCUUCAUUUUUCUAUAAGGCUAUUUGAAUGCUUAUUGUCAAUUAAAAAUGCUCUAUUUGCCUUUGUUAUGAAUUGUUAGCUAUUGUUCAAUGGUUUUGAUGCAAUUAAAGCUAGAUUUCAUUUUUAACUCAGAAAAAA
Molecule: messenger RNA, 1307 nt
Organism: Antechinus flavipes (yellow-footed antechinus)
Lineage: Eukaryota; Metazoa; Chordata; Mammalia; Dasyuromorphia; Dasyuridae
Gene: ANXA4
Product: annexin A4
Exons: 13
Coding region: 153-1112 (319 amino acids)
Cellular component (GO): cytoplasm
Molecular function (GO): calcium-dependent phospholipid binding; calcium ion binding
Source: RefSeq, a predicted model, not a curated record